AUGCUUGUAACCGCUAUCACUGCACAUAUCACCAACGGAACGACGACGUCGCGUAUGAACGUGACAAAUCUGUUGCAUGUCGAGUCCAACUCAUUGGAGACGCUGCUUCAGAACCUCGUCACGAGGUUGAACGACGUCGAAGGAUCCAUCCCUAGUCACCCUGCCUUCACCAGUCUAGCCGACCGAUUGGCCCUCGUCGAAUCCAGUGUGUUUGCAUCGUCAACCACAGACGUGGUGGCAUCAACUCCAUUGUCCGGAACAACUUCGUCCACAACGCCGGUGGCUUGCACCACCACCACAGCGGCCUCGUCCUUCUUGCACCAUUUGGACGACCUACGCGCCCAUCAGAUGAAGCUCCGACUCGACCACGACGUGCAUAUUGCCACGCUGCAGUUGGAGCUCGAAAAGCAAAAACGAGCUGUCGCGGCACUCCCGUCGUCGGCCGAUUCCGACUUGCUGCGCCAAAGCAUAUUAGCCGAGGCAGCGCAACUCGUUCACGCCGUCGACACGAAAGUAACUCAAGUUGAGCGAGUGGUGGACGAGAAAAUCGCCGCGCAGGCCACCACAGAAGCCCAAUGGAAAGCCACUUUCGAAGCGACGACAAUGGCGCGAAUUGACGGCAUCUUCAACGCCAUCCACGACAACUCGACCACAAUCACCAACGUCGUGACCGUAACCGAGAACCGCAUCAAGAUGCAGCAAAAUUCAAUCGACGUGAUGGAAGACACUGUCGCGUUUCUUCGAGAUAAAGUCACCGCGAUAGAUAAUGCCGGCGCCGACCUCGCCAAGCGCGUGCACUCGCUGGACGACGCCGCGGCCAGCACCCACGCCAAGCUGCUCCAGUUGCGCGCAACCGUGGAUUCGCGAGAUUCAGACUACCACAGCACGUUUCAGGGGUUGGCACUGGGGCAGCAGCAGCUCAAGGGGGCGCUAGCGGACCACCAACAGGCCUUGGCAAAGCAUCAAGAUGUUACUGCGAAUUCAGUGGCGGAGCUGCAGUGGAAGACGGGGGAUGUCACUUCCCGAGUGGACACACACGAUCGGCGACUGGAUGUCGUGGACGCCGACGUCGCGGGCGUAUCGACGCGGCAGCAGGACGCGGCGCACGUCGUCGCGUCACUCGACACGCGCCUGGACAUGCUCGCCAACCAGCACGUGAAGGCGCAGAAUUUGCAUCUCAAGCUGGACGCGGCUGUCAGUGGCAUGGACAAGGAGUUGCGGCGGCGACUGGACGACGCCGAAAAGGCAUUUGACGGACUCAACCUCGACUGCGCGACGUUUCGACGGCAAGUGGGCGAAGUGCAGUGGGCGCAGGGGGAGACCAACAAGAUGGUGGAGGUGGAAUGCAAGGAACUGGCGCGGUCUGUGCACGCCGUGCACGGGGAAAUGCGCGACGUGGCGUCGAAUUUGCCAAAGUUUCAUGUCGAACUGAGCCAUACCAAUGCCAACGUGGCCAACGUGCGCCUAGAAAUGCGCGAUAUUCGAAGCGACCACGCCUCGACCCACGAGACGAUUGCCGCGAUUUCGAAUCGCUUGAGUGAUCUCCGGUCCACCAGCACAGCCCAAUUCGAACGCGCUAAAACCCAGCACGACGAGCUAGACCAAGGGUUCAAAGAAACGUCGAUCGUCCUCGAGCGCGUGGUAGCAAGACUCGAAACAGAGCACAAAUAUACGCAAAUCAACUUGCAGGAGCUGAAAAAGAUGCUCGACGGGCUGCAACACGUCGAGUUGAAUGACUCGGAGGCCGUGGAUAAGCAGCUAAAUGCGCUGGCGCUGUCGAUCGCCCAAAUCGAUUUGAAGCAAGAGCAUUUUCGGUCCCAUAGCACGUCGUUCCCGGAAGACCUUAAGAACGACCUCUCAGGUCUGCUGCUCCGCGCCGGCCGCCUCAUUUCCGGCUCCAUCCGAUGUCAAUUGCACUUCAAACUGCUCACAGACGACGGGGCAAAUGUGGACGAAGCCGCCAUUUUGCAUGGCUUGCGCAUGGCAGCGGCGGCGUCGUUUGCGAAAAAGGUCCAUCAGUUAGUCGACAAGUUGUCACCACCGACCGAUGCCAAGUACUCGGUGCAAGCCCGCGACAUCUUUGAACGGCGGCUGCGCGUGUGCCUCGAGUGUCGGUUUAAAGACGGAAUGGCAGCGAGCAGUAUAUUGGACGGGAAACCGCUUGGAAAACAUCGACCCAGUACUGCCACGUGUAUCUCUUGUGACCGGCCCAUUUACGACGCACCCCCCCCCUUUACCCACCAUCCAACCUCUUCCCCACGAGACGGCACCCCCAACCAGCACGACAACCACGACUUGGGCCCCAAGAAAGGCCUGAAAACCAACCCUAUUGAUACAAGAACAGUCAUCCCGAGGCGGUCGGGGCACACAAACGUCCCCCAAAAAGCCAAUGCCGAGCCCAUCCAUGUACACCCCCACACAAAAGAAAAGUUCGUGUAUCGAGGGGGGUUUCGCCUGCCGAAAAAUGGCAGCAAACCCUCUACCGAUGGGAUAGAAGCACCUGUGGACCUGAACGACCACCCGUGCUUGGAAAAGGUGGCACUGGUGGGGACAUUUCAAGGCGACGUGAUUGGACCGUCACCACUCAAGCGCCCGCAGACCGCCCCGCACUCAAAAUCCCUCCCCCGACUUCCCCCCGCAUCCCUACUAACUAGCCACCACACGAUCCCUGGAUCGUCUUAAAGUAUCGUCAAAGCUCAGACUUCGAAGAAUCUUUCCAAUACUGCCGUCUUGUAUUGGGUGUUCGACUCAUACUUUCCUCCGCCCAACAAUCGCCAGACCUGCGAAAUAUAAUAUAUAUAUCCAAUUGUA
Molecule: messenger RNA, 2811 nt
Organism: Aphanomyces astaci
Lineage: Eukaryota; Oomycota; Saprolegniomycetes; Saprolegniales; Verrucalvaceae
Exons: 17
Coding region: 1-2682 (893 amino acids)
Source: RefSeq, a predicted model, not a curated record